GCUUUGUUUAAAGGGAAUGUGAAGGGGGAGGAGGAGGGAGUUGGCAACUAGCAACUCUCAACCUCAGAAGGCAAAUAUCUUGAGAGUUGAGGGAAAUCUGGAGAUAGUGAACAUUUCCACUGAAGUCAGGGAAGAGCUUUGAUUUCAUUUUUAACCACAGCCUUGUCCUUCCGAGGCUGGUAGAAUGUGCUGAGAGGAAGGACCGGACCGGGGGCGAGAAGGAAGGGGAAGCAGGAAGCUGCCAUUUUGGUUUCACUCUGGGUCAGAAUUGCCAAGAGUGAAUGGCUGAGAGGAAGCCUUUGAGGAAGGCUGUAGGCCUGCUAGCCCUCCCCAGCGUCCCAGCUUACUGCUUGAGGAGGAGAGGAGCAGCAAGUGUGUGAAGCUGAGGUGUGGGACGCUGGUGAGAUCCUGAGCUACCUGUGGGCAGUGUAGCCGUAGACAUCCAGGGCUGAAUCGGGGUCCACCCGAGAAUGGAGUGUGAUGCGGUGGGUGAUAUGAGCAGCCUCUCUGGGACUUUCAGAAGACAAGACUCAGGGACCCAGACCCGCUUCAGCCAGGAGCCAGCUGACCAGACUGUGGUGGCUGGACAGCGAGCCGUGCUCCCCUGUGUGCUCCUCAACUACUCUGGCAUCGUACAAUGGACCAAGGAUGGGCUGGCCCUGGGCAUGGGACAAGGCCUCAAAGCCUGGCCGAGGUACAGGGUCGUGGGCUCCGCGGAUGCCGGGCAGUACAACCUGGAGAUCACAGAUGCCGAACUCUCUGACGACGCCUCUUACGAGUGCCAGGCCACGGAGGCCGCGCUGCGCUCCCGGAGGGCCAAACUCACCGUGCUCAUUCCCCCGGAGGACACCCGGAUUGACGGCGGCCCCGUGAUCCUGCUGCAGGCAGGCACCCCCCACAACCUCACCUGCCGAGCCUUCAGUGCCAAGCCUGCCGCCACCAUCAUCUGGUUCCGGGAUGGAACGCAGCAGGAAGGUGCCGUGGCCAGCACGGAACUGCUGAAGGACGGGAAGAGGGAGACUACCAUCAGCCAGCUGCUCAUUAACCCCACAGACCUGGAUAUUGGGCGCGUCUUCACCUGCCGCAGCACGAACGAGGCCAUCCCUGGUGGCAAGGAGACUUCCAUUGAGCUGGACGUGCAUCAUCCUCCUACUGUGACUCUGUCCAUUGAGCCUCAGACAGUGCAGGAGGGCGAGCGGGUGGUCUUCACGUGCCAGGCCACAGCCAACCCUGAGAUCUUGGGCUACAGGUGGGCCAAGGGGGGUUUCUUGAUUGAAGAUGCCCACGAGAGUCGCUAUGAGACAAAUGUCGACUAUUCCUUCUUCACGGAGCCUGUGUCUUGUGAGGUCCACAACAAAGUGGGGAGCACCAACGUCAGCACUUUAGUAAAUGUCCACUUUGCCCCCCGCAUAGUAGUGGACCCCAAGCCCACAACCACAGACAUCGGCUCUGAUGUGACCCUCACCUGUGUCUGGGUUGGGAAUCCCCCCCUCACCCUUACCUGGACCAAAAAGGACUCAAACAUGGGGUCCCGGCCUCCUGGCUCCCCACCCGAGGCUGCUCUCUCUGCCCAGGUCCUGAGUAACAGCAACCAGCUGCUGCUGAAGUCCGUGACGCAGGCAGAUGCUGGCACCUACACCUGCCGGGCCAUCGUGCCUCGGAUUGGAGUGGCUGAGCGGGAGGUGCCACUCUACGUGAACGGGCCCCCCAUCAUCUCCAGUGAAGCCGUGCAGUACGCUGUGAGGGGUGACGGUGGCAAGGUGGAAUGCUUCAUUGGGAGCACGCCACCCCCAGACCGCAUUGCAUGGGCAUGGAAGGAGAACUUCCUGGAGGUGGGGACUCUGGAACGCUACACAGUGGAGAGGACCAACUCCGGCAGCGGGGUGCUGUCCACGCUCACCAUCAACAACGUCAUGGAGGCCGACUUCCAGACCCACUACAACUGCACUGCCUGGAACAGCUUCGGGCCCGGCACAGCCAUCAUCCAGCUGGUAGAGCGAGAGGUGCUGCCUGUGGGCAUCAUCGCUGGGGCCACCAUCGGCGCGGGCAUCCUGCUCAUCUUCUUCUUCAUCGCCUUGGUGUUCUUCCUGUAUCGUCGUCGCAAAGGCAGCCGCAAGGAUGUGACCCUGAGGAAGCUGGACAUCAAGGUGGAGACAGUGAACCGAGAGCCUCUCACGAUGCAUUCUGACCGGGACGAUGACACCGCCAGCGUCUCCACAGCAACCCGGGUCAUGAAGGCCAUCUACUCGUCCUUUAAGGAUGAUGUGGAUGUGAAGCAGGACCUGCGCUGUGACACCAUUGACACCCGGGAGGAGUAUGAGAUGAAGGACCCCACCAACGGCUACUACAAUGUGCGUGCACACGAAGACCGCCCGUCCUCCAGGGCAGUGCUCUAUGCUGACUACCGUGCCCCUGGCCCUACCCGCUUCGAUGGUCGCCCCUCGUCCCGUCUGUCCCACUCCAGUGGCUAUGCUCAGCUCAACACCUACAGCCGCGCCCCUGCCUCUGACUACGGCCCUGAGCCCGCACCCCCUGGCUCAGCUGCCCCAGCUGGCACCGACACCACCAGCCAGCUGUCCUAUGAGAACUAUGAGAAGUUCAACUCCCAUCCCUUCCCUGGGGCAUCUGGGUACCCCACUUAUCGACUGGGUUACCCCCAGGCUCCCCCCACAGGCCUGGAGCGGACCCCAUACGAGGCGUACGACCCCAUUGGCAAGUACGCAACAGCCACGAGGUUCUCCUACACCUCCCAGCACUCAGACUAUGGCCAGCGGUUCCAGCAGCGCAUGCAGACUCAUGUGUAGGGCCCAGAGUCUGCUGGGAGUCUCUGCGGGGCAGAGGAGAAGGCUUUCACAGCUGUUCCCUGAUAUUCAGGGGCAUUGCUUCUCACUCCCUUCUCGGACCAGCCUUCCUCCUCCUGCCAUGACAGAUGUGGAGCAGGUCUCCCAGAAGCACCCCAUCCUGAGGAUGGUGCUCUGUGCAUGCCCCAGCCUCCCGGGCCUGCCCUCCCCUCUUCUUCGGGAGGAGGUGUCUCUUCUGACCUGUGCUCUUGCCUGAUCCCAACAUGAGGACAGGGGAAGUGAAGCUUGGGGAGAGCAGGGGGCCGCUUUUUAGCAUUCCCUUUCUACCCCAUCCCUCAGGUCUCCCGUAGGUGGGCAGAGGAGGAUGCAGGGGUGGGCAGGCUUUGGCCCAAGGCACAUGAAGCACGGGAGUGGGGGGCUUCGGCACAGACAGGUGGAAAGCAGGACAGCUCAGCCAGUCCUUUCCUGUGUUGUCUGUAUUCAUGCCCUGGGUGCAUCAUUCCCUCCUCUGAGGACUGCGGAAGGGACCCUGCAUUUAGUUGAGCUCUUUGUCUACAGAACAGCCCUAGCACUAAGUUCAGCUGGGGUCAGAAUGCCAGUCACUCUGGUGCCACUGUGGACAUGUCUGUCCAGAGGGAUCCAGACAUCACCAGUAGUGCUGCCCCCUUUCCUUCUCCUCCAUGCUGGGCCAGUCAAAUAAAGCAGGGUUUGAGGGGAGAAAGAUAGUUCCAUGCCCUGAUGGACUGGCAGGAGACCGCUGUGUGGUGCGCGGCAGCUCCCAGAACCAACACUAGAGGGAGCCACUUGGGCACCUUUCUCUCCCCAGUGUACCCCACUAACUGGCUUUAUCUGGAGCCUCCUACGGAGUGCUAGAUUGUGGUAGGUAGGCUGUUUUUCAGAGGCAAUGAAAACCUCACUUGGAAUGAAAAGCUAUAGGGGUUCUCCCACCCAAAUACGAAUCCCAGUGGAAAGGAAAUGGUCCACUUGUUCUCCACCAGGUUCCUGUCAUCCUCCAUUACCCUUGUAUCUAAGCACUUUGAACCCAUUGUGUACAUUCAGGUGGUAAGACCUGUCAGCAGGCAGGUGGGCUCCAUGGAGGUAGGGAAGGGCUUGCAGCCUCUGCUGUCCUCCCCUAGGCUCACUGGCUGGUCAGAGGCCACCUUCCAGAAGGCCUAGGAGAUGUUCUGUCCAGACAGGUUUUGGUUUAAGUGUCUUUUUCUUUUUGGACCAAUCAUUUCUUCCACUUUCAGUGCCUUGAGUGUCAUGGUUUGGACGACCGUCCCCAUGGGCGAUCAUGUAGGGAGCAAGUACUUGUGAGCCUCAGACAGGCUGCCAAGUGUUACAGUGUUGAAAGGGAGAUGGGAGAGGGCUGGAAAUGGCCCCGACGACGGAGAAGGUGGCCCAAAGGGCACUGCAGGCAUUCCUCGCCUGUGCUUCCUUGUCCCACACCCACAUGCACACGCGCCCACACACAUUCCAGCCAUCACUUCCCAGCUGCCACUUUCUGACCAAAGAGAGCAGGCACUCCAAAGAGAACCUAUGCCCCUGCCCUGGCCUCACCUCCCCAGGAAGCUACACAUGGAGUCGGCUCUUCCCCUCCCCAUUGCUGCCUUCUCUAGGGGAGGGGGCCUCCGGUAAAUUCCCAGAAUGCUCCUUGCCCUUUCUUGGUGAUUACCAUUCAUUAGUCAUGUUCGCUUUAAUGAGUUACAUGCUCAUCAGCCACGGGCCAUCGCCACCCUUACAGAUGGUUCUGUGGGGUGACAUUCUCAGCCAUCCCCUUGCUAGUAAGGACCAGAUAAUACCCAGGAAGCACAUAGCUCCAAUCCCAGCCCAGCAGGCAGCCUCCACAUCCCCCUCCCCAUCAGUGGGACACUCCCCACAGUGGGCCCUACCUGGGGCCAUUACAGGAUCCUAGCUGUAAUCAGUCACUGGGAAAUCAUACCUUCCUGCAGAGUCCUUUCAGGGGAGCUCAGCAACAAGGUCUGUUAAAGGUUGAAGGUCCCUGUGAGGAUACUCAUGCCAGUUUUUUUUUUCAUGGACACCAGAAGCCAUGGGCAAUCCAAACACUUUUAAGCCUAAGUCUAUGGUGGCUUUUUAAAUGGGAAUCUCCAGAAUACUCGUUUUUGCUUUGGGUCUGGGCACAUUAUCCUAUUUUGCUGUUGGUUGAAGUACUAGGGCUCUUCUGUUGAAAAGAUGGAGAGGAGAUGCCAGUGUUACGAGGUAACUCAGCUAGCAUUUGGCACCCUGGGAGAAUUGCUGAGGAGAGUGGUAGAGAGCUGCAACUGUUUUCUGUUCCACUACACUUGCCCUGGCGCCUGCUGGGUAACUACACCAUGCAAGGCUCAGGGAAACAUCAGCAACCAGAGCAGACUCCGCCCUCUGAGAUCCACACUGCACCAUCAGAGUCGGAGGAGGGGCCUGCUUGUGUGGGGAGUUCAAGGUGUCCUUGAUCACAGGGCUCUGUUGUCAGAGGCUGAUGUCCUCCAGCAUGGUGGGGCCCUAGUGCUUGGUGUCUUGAUCACCUCUGAGGUCACUCCCUUAGUGGGAAAAACGAGGCUAAGGGUCUGUUCUGAAGCAGUUUACUGAGUGACCUGGGUCCAUCCUCUAUGUUCAUUGCCUCUAAUUUUCUGGCCUGCAAAAUAAGAGGAAAGGCUUGCAUGAAGCUAGAACUGUUCUGUUUUUGCUCUUCUCACUUGGAGAGGUGUGGUAAGGGGCUGCCUUUCUGUGUUGAGCAGUAAGUAAGCAGGGUGGAGGCUGGGGAGUGGAGGGGCUCUCUCCUAUUGGAAGAAGCUUGCACAGUGGGCUUCACUGUCUCGUCAGAAGUCUUGUGAGUUGAUUUCUACCAGGACCCCCUUUAUUCAAACAGCCACUUUAAACCAAAGUGGAACCAGACUGUCUGUGCUACUUCCCACUGAUUUCUGAUAGGUUUGCAAAGGUGUCUGGCCAGGGCCGUGCAUGGUGAGUUACCUUUACUGAGCAUCCAGAUUUGGGGCACUUACUGCUGGGAGAUGUAGAAACAGGCACUCUCCACCUGGUCCUCUGAAUAUUCCCCUGCCCCAGGGACAACUCACCCUGCUUACCCAGCAAGGUGAAGCCAGCAGUCCCAGGAAUCUUGAGCCAGAAAUUAGGGAGCAGGUUGGAUGGGCAGCUAGUAGAGGGAAGAGGGGUACAAUGAUUUUUCUCUGGAUCUCCAAGAGGUUUUUGUGACUGGGUGAACGGCAGCCUCUUUGCUUGUGGAGGGCCCAGCCUACACCCCAAGUUCUAGAUCCCUCAAAAGUCCAGGCAUGAAGCAAAACCCAUUCUAAGUGAGAAAGGACAGUAGCCAGGGAAGGGAGUAGCACUAGCCUCUCACAAAUGUCUGGCCUGGAAUGAAAAUUAAGCAAUAUGCUGUCUCUUAGUGCACUGCAGCAGAGCUCGCCCUCAUGCCAUGUGGCUAAACUGGCUACUGUACCAGGAGACACCAGACCUGGGCUUCUUAAAAUGGAAUCCCAUGGGCUCUCUACACUUGACCCACCUACAUGGCAGUGUUGGGCCAUCAGGGUUUGGAAAAGCACAUGUGAAAACCAAGACCCACUGGGAGUGAACUGGCUCAGUCCCUGCCACAUUCUGUACUGUUCUCGUCCUGCUGAACUCCAGGACCUCCCAAAUCCACACUGGGCUCCGAAACCCCGGUUGUCUACCGUGUUAGGGCUGUGUGGUCUGAGCCAUUUUACUGCCUCGUGCCUCUGCAGGCCACUCUGCAAGUUGGGGAAUCACCGGAAAGAAUCAGUGAAGCUCCUGACACUGGUGAGCCCAGUGAAGAGGUGACAAUGGAGCACGGAGGUGCACAGGCCAAGCAGUGUUACUUAUUUCUGUGGAGGACCUAUAAAAUCACCAUCUGAAUAUCCCAUUUCUUUCCCCACUACCUCCCUUCAGCCUCCCAAGGUGUUUCUCCUCCUCUCCUCAGGGCCAGAUUGUUUCUGAGUGGCAACAGCUCACUUGGUCCUGACACUGCACCUCUGGGCUAAUGGAGAGGACUAAGCUGUGUGUGUGGCUUGGAAUAUUUCUGAAUUUGAAGAUGGGGAGCAAAAUCUCAUUCUCUUGUAUCACUGUGAGGGAGCUCCAGGCCCUGUACCUGGAGAAAUACCUGCUGUGCAGAAGUCACAGGUUAUAUUGGGCAAUUUUGGUACAAGCCCACCCUUAAUAACGAUAAUAAUAGCUCCAUGUGCAUGGAGCUCAUUCCACCAGUGUGAUGUCCACCAUCCCUGACUUUCCACUAGCCCUGCCUGGUGGCCUCGGUGAGGUGGUGAGCUAAGGUUCUUUCAGUUUCUGGAGCUCUUCACACGCAGCCCCUGGGAACACCUGGAGCCUGGGGGGAGACAGCACCCAGAGUGCCGGCACAAUCAAACUCUUGGCACGGUGUCCUUAACAAUAGUGCGCAGAAGAUUUUGCUGCCUCUGCUUGCACCAGGAAGAGGCCCAGGGCUCCCUGUGGUCAUAUUUUCUACCCCAGACAUUCUUGGGAAUGUUUCUGGCUCCAGUUGAAUUUUCUCCACCCAAAUCCCAGUGAUAAAUGGAUCCAUGAUGGUAAUUAAAAGAAGAGAAGAAAAUAUUAUUUUUGUUAGGACAAACCAUCGUAGAUUUUUAGCAAUGUGUAUCUGUGUGUCCCUCACACCUUUUCCUAUUCUGCCUUUUUUUUCUUUUUUUUUAAAUAUUAUGUACUAUAUUUUUAGUCUCAAACACACUAUAUAUUAUAUAUAUUUAAUUUUUUAUAUAUAUAAAUAUAAAUGUUUUAAAAAGUGCUA
This is a messenger RNA of Heterocephalus glaber (naked mole-rat), 7584 nucleotides long. RefSeq names its product kirre like nephrin family adhesion molecule 1 (gene Kirrel1). NCBI's taxonomy places the organism in Eukaryota, Metazoa, Chordata, Mammalia, Rodentia, Bathyergidae. The record is from RefSeq and is a predicted model, not a curated record. Gene Ontology annotation, biological process: cell-cell adhesion. Gene Ontology annotation, cellular component: cell-cell junction; plasma membrane. Gene Ontology annotation, molecular function: cell adhesion molecule binding.